Molecule: messenger RNA, 1548 nt
Organism: Spodoptera exigua (beet armyworm)
Lineage: Eukaryota; Metazoa; Arthropoda; Insecta; Lepidoptera; Noctuidae
Source: the annotation of a GenBank genome assembly
AUGUAUCCUGCUUCAUCUAAUGACCAUAUUAUGCCAGAAUCCCAGCUAAGAAAAAUGGGGAGCGUCGAAGGACCGCAAACGUUUUGUCUGAAGUGGAAUCACCACAAGACCAAUUUGGUGGAAAUCUUAGAAGCUCUCAUCAAAGGGGAGACAUACGUGGACUGCACAUUAGUGGUCGACGACCAGGUCACCUUCAAGGCCCACCGAGUCGUUCUGGCUGCCAACUCCCCCUACUUUCAGUCCAUACUGGCUGAUGUACCAAUGGAUCACUGCAGCAUCCUUUUCCCUGGUGUUAAAGAUUACGAGAUGCGUGCUCUUCUUGAAUACAUGUACACGGGUGAGGUGAAUGUGACGCAGGCGCACAUCCCACACAUUAUGAAAGUAGCUGAACAACUAGAAGUAAAAGGUCUCUUCGAUAUGACGGAACUACGAAGGCGGCCAGGCAGCACCGAGCGCACUCCAGCCGCGUCCCCGCCGCGCGUGGUGCCCGCUGCGCCCUCCAGUGUGUCGCCGCCUGCACCCGCGCCUCCCUCGCGCUGGCCACCACCACCCGCCGCACCAGUCCUUUCCGCAGCCUACGAUUCUGCUGACAUGAAUCCUCUCAAACGUAAGAAACUAUCCAGCAUGCUAGCCACUCGUGACACUCCAAUCUUACGAAAUGUUCUCGCUCAAACCUCUCCAGUGGAUUCAUCGCAGCCAAUGUCACUUGUUUGCCAUCCUGUUAGUCAACACGCACCACCUCGGCUGCACUCCAAUGGUUCGGCACAUGAAUCUGAACGCGCCUCGAGUCCUCAUCGCGGUUUUGACUACCGCCCUCGUAGACUAUCCUCGCGAGCUUCAUCCCCUCACUACACCAGAUCAGACCGGUCAGAAGAUGCUCACUCUCCAUACACAGAAAGAUCUUUUGAGGAUGAAAGUCAACGCACUUUCCAUCCGUCUCCACCCCCUACUAAUUUCCAACAAGACGUGAGAGCUGGGUUAGCGCCGUACGUACCGCCGCAACAGAAACCGGAAUGGAAGCGGUAUAAACAAUACACAAGAUCGGAUAUUUUAUCAGCAAUUGAAUGCGUGCGAAACGGGAUGAGUGCAUUGCAGGCAUCACGAAAAUAUGGCGUUCCCUCACGUACGUUGUACGAUAAAGUGAAGAAACUUGGAAUAACAACCAGUCGCCCUAUGAGUAGGGGAGUCAAAAGAGAAUCAAAUGGAGCAGCAUUCCCUUAUGGUUUGACAGGAACAGGAGGCGGAGGUGAAGAUGGUAACCCAUCGACGCCUUUGAUAGAUCCAUCCUUUCUGCAACAAGCGCUAGAAGGAGCCAGAGACGGAGGGCGAGAAGCACUACACGCGAUGGCACUGGCCGCGGCCGCACACGCCGCGCUGGCUCCCCGCACGCCCCCGCGGUCGCCGCCGCACUCGCCACGCUCGCCUGCGCAGGAUGACGAUCAUGUCGAAGAUUUGUCAGUACCUCGUCGCCGCGACAUAGACCAGCCGCCGGGUGUUAUUGUUCCGCCGCGUAACUUUGCAUUAGAUUGUGGAAGCGAAAGAGAUUGA